Molecule: messenger RNA, 1586 nt
Organism: Andrographis paniculata
Lineage: Eukaryota; Viridiplantae; Streptophyta; Magnoliopsida; Lamiales; Acanthaceae
Exons: 9
Coding region: 25-1407 (460 amino acids)
Biological process (GO): rRNA base methylation; tRNA methylation
Molecular function (GO): RNA methyltransferase activity; iron-sulfur cluster binding
Source: RefSeq, a predicted model, not a curated record
CGGGAGAAGCGAAAGCGAAGCAAGAUGAAGCUCAGCCGCGGACCGUGGAUGAGGGGGCAGCUGGCGGCGCCGCUCUGCGGCCUCUUUCCGGCCAUUUCCUCCUCCACGGCAGUUCAUCUCGUCUCUCUCGCGCGCGCUUUCCCUUUCGUUGCUCAUUCGCCGGCUCUGACUCCCUCGUUCUCUCCGCUUACCUCUUCCUCUCCCCGCCGCCUGUCAUUCUCUGCCUCCGCAGCGCUUCAUUUCUCUAAUACUUGUGCUUCUUCAGGAUGCGAGGAGAUGGAGGAUCACAUUGUUUUGACGAAGAGCUCCAAGGUUCUAAUAAAGGGGAUGAGAUACCUAGAGCUUGAGAAAUGGGUUCUAUCUCAUGGUUACAGGCCUGCCCAAGCUAUGAUGCUCUGGAAACGUAUGUAUGGAGAUAACAUUUGGGCUCACUGCAAUGAAGAAUUAGAAGGUUUGAACAAGAUAUUCAAGAGAAUGUUGGAUGAGCAUGCUGAGCUCAAGGCAUUGCAUUUGAAGGAUAUGUAUACGGCAUCUGAUGGAACCAGGAAGAUAUUAUUUACUUUGGAGGAUGGUCUGGUGAUAGAAACAGUAGUGAUUCCUUGUCGUAGAGGCCGAACCACUGUAUGUGUUUCUAGCCAAGUGGGCUGUGCAAUGAAUUGUCAGUUUUGCUUCACUGGAAGAAUGGGAUUAAAAAGAAAUUUAUCCGCCGCUGAGAUAGUGGAGCAGGCUGUUUUUGCAAGGCGCUUGCUGUCACAUGAAGUUGGUGCCAUAACUAACGUCGUAUUCAUGGGAAUGGGUGAACCACUUCAAAACAUUGAGAAUGUUAUAAGAGCUGCUGACAUAUUGGUCGACGAGCAGGGCCUUCAGUUCAGUCCUCGGAAAGUUACCAUUUCAACCAGCGGCCUUGUACCUCAAUUAAAACGUUUUCUUAAGGAGUCUAACUGCGCAUUAGCCGUGAGCUUAAAUGCUUCCACAGAUGAGGUUCGAAACUGGAUCAUGCCAAUCAACCGCAAGUACAACAUAGGCUUGCUUCUUGGUACCCUUCGAGAGGAACUUCGUUUGAAACACAAUUACAAGGUCUUGUUUGAGUAUGUUAUGCUUGCCGGAAUCAACGACAGCAUUGAAGAUGCGAAAAGGCUGGCGGAUCUUGUCCGCGGCAUUCCCUGCAAGAUCAACCUCAUUUCUUUCAAUCCUCACUCUGGAUCACAGUUCAAGCCAACCAGUGACAAAAAAAUGAUCGAGUUCCGGAACAUCCUUGCUGAAGCAGGGUGCGUGGCGUUCUUACGACUGAGCCGGGGCGACGAUAAGAUGGCGGCCUGCGGGCAGCUCGGCAGUCCCGGCGAAUUCCGGGCACCCCUGCUCAAAGUCCCUCCCAAAUUUCGGGUUGCCAUGGAUGCUUCAGCUUGAAACUGCUUCUCAUUGUCAUCUUCUACAAGGUCCAGACUAGCAUUAGGUUACAUUAUUUUAAGGCUGGAUUUAAUUCAAUGUGAUGUUGAUUUUGGCAAUCAAAGUCUGUGUUCCUGUGUGUUUUUGGUUACAUUAUUAUGCAUAUCUUUAUAAUUAUUGAAUAUUGUUUGAAUUUAUAA